Molecule: messenger RNA, 1011 nt
Organism: Perca fluviatilis (European perch)
Lineage: Eukaryota; Metazoa; Chordata; Actinopteri; Perciformes; Percidae
Product: protein FAM180A
Exons: 4
Coding region: 135-632 (165 amino acids)
Source: RefSeq, a predicted model, not a curated record
GAAUAAAGGAAUGAGCCUGCACAUCGGUCGGAGAAUUUUCAUCCACCAUUGUGAUGUUUAUCCCCUGAGAGAGAGUGUGCAUUCAGGUGUGUGUGUGUGUGUGUGUGUGUGUAGAUCUGUUAGUGAGGAUCAACAUGACACAGUGGUGGGCUCUGCUCAUCAUUGUUUACCUGUCCAUGUACCUGGCAGCCCCUCAGCAUCACAGGAAAGCUCUGUAUCCAUCUGCAUACAGGAUAAAGCGUGGGGCAUAUUCGCUGAUCAACCCCACGUUCCAGGGUUCGUCAGAGGACGUCAACCUGCUUUUUGAGAUUCUGCUAGCUGGAAUGGAGAUCCAAGGUGGGGAAAUGCUGAUCCCCGAUGAGGAGCUGGCCUCCCUGAGGAGUGUGGAGAAGCUGGAGGUCAUCUGUGAGGACGUCCUGCCCAAAAGGCUUUCCGACAUUCGCCGUCUGAUAGCGGAGCUCGCCCAGCGCCGGCAGCCUCUGAGCUGGCAGGACUUUGAGAGGACGGUGCUGACCCUGGUGUACACCACUCAGACACUGGCUCGAGUCAGCAGCCCGCAGCAGAGGGAGGCGUGGACGGACGCUGUGAUACAGCUGUUCAAAGCCGUUCAAAAGGACCUCACACCCUUUUAAAGAUCUCUUUCUCAGCAUGUCAGCAUUCAUCCAAUGCCCAAGCUUCUGGCGCUGACUCGGGAGGACUGAUUGAUGAGUAAGUGAAGACUGUGUGGAAUUUCCUUCUAAGACACUCCCUGCACCGCUCUAAUGUGGAUGAUGAGUUUUGGGAUGUGUCUGGGCACUACUUGACGGAGCGUAAAGAAGCCGGCGUAUUGAAGAAAGCGGUAGAGCUCAGGCUCUUGUUCCCAGUAUUGACUCUUGACAGUUUCAUUAAGGCAUUCUAACACUUACAGCAUCUUUGCUCCAUGUGUUAUAUGGCAAUCCCCAGAACUUCAUAGUUUGGAAUUGCAUUGCUUCUGACAUAAAGUACCCCUUAAUUGUCUCAAAGUUUAAAAAA